Messenger RNA from Diachasmimorpha longicaudata, 1976 nucleotides. RefSeq names its product glucose-6-phosphate 1-dehydrogenase (gene Zw). The record is from RefSeq and is a predicted model, not a curated record. Gene Ontology annotation, cellular component: cytosol. Gene Ontology annotation, biological process: glucose metabolic process; pentose-phosphate shunt, oxidative branch. The transcript is spliced from 7 exons. Bases 191 to 1786 code for a protein of 531 amino acids. Gene Ontology annotation, molecular function: glucose-6-phosphate dehydrogenase activity; NADP binding. NCBI's taxonomy places the organism in Eukaryota, Metazoa, Arthropoda, Insecta, Hymenoptera, Braconidae.
UCCUCAGUAGUGGGUAGGAUGUGUAUUCCUCCCAAUUUCCCACACGCUCAAAUCCAAUAAUAUCGAUUAUUUAUCCCCAAAACCCUUGCAGAUAAAAUUACGAAGUCCCAUUAAUUCCAGAUUAAUUUACAUCCAGUGAAUCAACUCAUCAAAACAUUUCAUCGAGUCAAUUGGAGUUCGUUCUCUCAAAAUGCAUGACUCAACAAAUGACUCGACAAUGGCUAAACCACAACGCCGGGCCUCUACGGAGGAGAGCCUUCAGAUCAUCAGGCAGUCCCUCAAGCGAGAUGAAAUGGACAGGCUUGAGGGCACCCAUUUCUACGGCCACACUCCUCACACAUUUAUCACGCUUGGAGCGUCAGGGGAUUUAGCAAAAAAGAAAAUUUAUCCCACCCUCUGGUGGCUCUUCCGCGACAAUCUCCUCCCCAAAACGACGACCUUCUUCGGCUAUGCCAGGAGCAAAUUGACCCUCAAAGAGUUACGUGACAAGUGCCAUCAAUACAUGAAAGUGAAACCUGGGGAGGAAGACAGAUACGAAAAGUUCUGGCAGUUGAAUUACUACAAAGCGGGUUCCUAUGACUUAGACGACGACUUUGCUGCCUUGAAUAGAGAAUUAGACAAAUGCGAGAUUGGAAGUAAUGCCAAUCGCUUGUUCUACCUGGCGCUUCCGCCGAGUGUUUUCGAGUCUGUUACCGUCCACAUCAGGAAUACUUGCAUGGCCCAAAAGGGCUGGACGAGAAUCAUUAUCGAGAAACCCUUUGGCCGUGAUGGACCGACUUCGGAGCGUCUCUCAAACCACCUCGCGAGUCUAUUCCACGAGGAGCAGCUGUACCGAAUCGAUCAUUAUCUCGGUAAGGAGAUGGUACAGAAUCUCAUGACACUGAGGUUUGGAAAUAGAAUUUUCAAUCCAACGUGGAAUCGAGAUAAUAUUGCCUCUGUCCACAUUACCUUCAAGGAACCCUUCGGUACUCAGGGACGAGGUGGAUACUUCGACGAGUUCGGAAUUAUUCGGGAUGUUAUGCAGAAUCAUUUACUGCAAAUUAUGUCGCUGGUAGCUAUGGAGAAGCCAGCUUCCUGUUGUCCAAAUGACAUAAGAAACGAGAAAGUCAAAGUCCUUAAAUGCAUCAAGCCCCUGGAGCUUGACGACGUCAUCUUGGGGCAAUAUGUUGGUGAUCCGGAGGCUGAAAACCCCGAGGAACGAUUAGGAUACUUAGACGAUCCAACAGUUCCCCCGGAUUCAACCACCCCGACAUUCGCCAUGGCAGCCCUGAAGAUAAAUAACGAAAGAUGGGACGGAGUUCCGUUCAUACUCAAAUGUGGAAAAGCUUUAAACGAGCGUAAAGCCGAAGUCAGAGUGCAAUAUCUGGAUGUACCUGGUGACAUAUUCGAUGGCAAAGCUAAACGAAAUGAAUUAGUCAUCCGAGUUCAGCCUGGAGAGGCCCUGUACAUAAAAAUGAUGACAAAAACUCCUGGAAUUACGUUCGACAUGGAGGAAACUGAGCUGGAUCUCACCUACGGACGUCGCUACAAGGACCUCAAAUUACCUGAUGCCUACGAGCGAUUGAUUCUGGACGUCUUCUGCGGUUCGCAAAUGCACUUCGUCCGGAGUGAUGAGCUAUCGGAGGCCUGGCGAAUUUUCACACCCCUCUUGCAUCGUAUAGAACAAGAGAAAAUUCCGCCAAUUCCGUACAAACAUAAAUCUCGGGGACCAAAAGAAGCCGACGAAAUGGCUAAAAAGAACAACUUCAUUUACUACGGUUCCUACAAGUGGCCUGAUCAUCCUUGAAUACUUCAUCCUUUAUUUAUCACUUUUUAUACGUAAUUCCCUCAAAACGUUGAAUGGCUACAUGGCCACGCGCAUUUUUAUACAUACAAAUUCAUGUAUUUAUUCAAAUCAUUGAUUGUUCUUUGUGGAUGUUUCUACAAUCGGCUCGAUGUUGGGAAUUGUUGAUUAAAUAAAAAUUUAUAUCUCGUAA